This is a messenger RNA of Syngnathus typhle (broad-nosed pipefish), 3715 nucleotides long. It is a transcript of the gene angpt2a, whose product is annotated as angiopoietin 2a. Gene Ontology annotation, molecular function: receptor tyrosine kinase binding. Lineage: Eukaryota; Metazoa; Chordata; Actinopteri; Syngnathiformes; Syngnathidae. Gene Ontology annotation, biological process: Tie signaling pathway. The record is from RefSeq and is a predicted model, not a curated record. Bases 235 to 1701 code for a protein of 488 amino acids. The transcript is spliced from 9 exons.
GGGCAGCUCAAACAAGUAGCUGGAGCCUUGAUGAAAAACCCACGCAUGCAGUCGGGCACCGGUAAACUGUGAGAAGAAUCCUUUGAUUUCUAAUGUUCCUACUGAAGGUCAUAGAAGGACUCUGCAGAAUCUCAAGGGGAUCUACACUUUGAUGCCAUUGGGAAAAGUAGUAUUUGAAAGAAAAACUUUUGGAGGAUCAGAACAAACUAAACUGAAGAGGAAAGUUCACUGAAGAUGAUGCACGUCGUCUUGCUCGUUUUAAGCGUCUGUCUAAGUGUGGGUUCAGACAGCAGCGCGGGCAAGAGACAAUAUCAGAUCCAAAACGGCCCAUGCAGCUAUACCUUUCUGCUCCCUGAGCAGGAGAACUGCCAAAACCCGAGCAACGGCUACAAUUAUCCAGUUCAAAAGGACGGGCCUGCAGACAAUGAAGAGUCAGCGCACAGGCUGGAACAGCUAGAGAUGGUCAUGGAGAACAACACACAGUGGUUGCUGAAGCUACAGAAUUACAUCCAGGAGAGCAUGAAGCAGGAUAUGGUCCAAAUACAACAGAGUGCAGUGCAAAAUCACACAGCUACAAUGAUUGAAAUAGGAACAAACCUGCUCAGUCAAACUGCAGAACAAACAAGGAAACUGACCAAUGUGGAGGCGCAGGUUAUUAAUCACACAACUCGACUUGAGCGGCAACUGCUUGAGAAUUCUUUGUCGACAAACAAACUGGAAAAACAAGUUAUUGUCCAAACCAAUGAAAUCAAUAAACUGAACGACAAAAACAAUUUGUUGGAAAAGAAAAUAAAGGAGUUGGAGGAGGAGAGGCAGGUCGAGCAGAAGAUGCUUCGACUGGAAAAAGACCAGCUUCAGAUCCUAAUAGAGAGGCAGACGGCCAUCAUUGGUGAGCUGGAGCAACAGCUGCUCAAGGUGUCAUCCAACAACAGUGCCCUUCAGCAUCAGCAACAAGAGCUUCUGGAGACUGUGAACCACCUCAUUCACACCUUCUCCACUGGCACAGCCCAAGAGACAAAAGCUGCCAUGAUGCAGGAUACUCCCUCCACAUUCAUGGACUGCGCUGCCGUCUUCAAGUCAGGAAACACAAAUAGUGGGGUCUAUACUCUCACUUUACCCAAUACUACAAUGGAGGUUAAGGCUUUUUGUGACAUGGAGACUGAGGCAGGUGGCUGGACAAUGCUACAAAAACGCUUUGAUGGCAGUGUUGACUUUCAUCGUACGUGGCAAGAGUACAAAAAGGGUUUUGGAGAUCCUUCAGGAGAAUUUUGGUUAGGAAAUGAAUUUGUAUCAAGGCUGACAAGUCAGCACUCCUACAGCCUAAGGAUCCAAUUGAGUGACUGGGAAGGGAACACGGCUUUUUCCCUGUAUGAUCAAUUCUCACUUGAUGGCGAAGGACAAAACUACAGGAUACACUUUAAAGGCUACAGUGGAACAGCAGGCAAAAUAAGCAGCAUCGGUCAGCCAGGAAGUGAUUUCAGUACAAAGGAUGCAGACAAUGACAAAUGUGUUUGCAAAUGCUCACAAUUGACAACAGGAGGUUGGUGGUUUGAUGCUUGUGGACCGUCCAAUUUAAAUGGCAUGUAUUACCAGCGAGGCCAAAACUCCAACCGCUUCAAUGGCAUUAAAUGGUACUACUGGAAGGGUUCAGGAUAUUCACUGAAGACCACAUCUAUAAUGAUUAGGCCAGCAGACUUCUAAGUUGAACCAUUUGAAUAGGCACUGAACAAGAUGGCGCCUAAGGCACCUCACGACAUUCCUGAGAGGACUAAUGGGGGAAAUACUAUUUGCUAAAAUCAACUCUUAAUGAUCCGAACCCAAAAUGAGAUGCGGCCGAACUGUUGGGGUGUUUUCUCACAUCAACUUUUGAAACCAGAGCCGGCUGACAGACAAGAAGACCAUACUGAACUUUUUUGAAUUUAUAAUUUCAUAUGCACCUUUGGGUAGUGGAGAGUGUUGCUGAAAGGCAGAAGUGCAGCCAAUGAAUGGGGCAAUUAUUACCCACAGCCUCUCAAAAGACUUCACCGUCUUCUCCAUUUCUCCUCCCAUUACCAUCAUAAUAUAACCACAGUGGCACAGGAAAUGCAUUUAUUCCUUGACAAUCACACACUAUUAUUCAUUAUUCAAUACACUUAAUAUAGUAUAACACAUGGGGCUCCUCAAAAUGCUUUGCAAUGAAAACACCAGGAGGUAGCGUUCUGGUGUGAGUCACCAACUGUUAUUUGUUGACAAUUGCCCAGUUCAGUUGCAUUUGGCGGCAUCGUCGCUGUGUGCGGCGGGCCAAACAUGAAAGAGAACUAAAUUAAAAUGGGGUUUAUUCAUUUUUUUCAAUUUGAAAUCACACUGUACGUUUAAUGUGUGGUUAAAGUGUACAUUUACUUAGUAAUAUAUACGUUGAUGUAAACUUAGCAGUGGUCAGUGUUUCAGCCAUGAACGCCAAUGACACUUCCUAGAAAUAGAGGCUGUGGUACAACAUGAACAUUGUAUGGUUUCUGUUGAAGUCUAAAAAGCUGAUUAGAUAUGUCCGUUAGGAUUACAUUUCCUUUGGUGAAUGUAUUCACUAGAGUACAUUAUAUGUUUUAUUUAUGUGCUGAAUUAUUUGAGGAUUUAUUCUACUCAUUCCGUUGCAUCACCACAUCACCUGAGUGUGAGCUGCUAGCCAACUAGCAUUUAUAUUGCACAUGACCAGUGCUUUGGGGAAAAUAUAUCUUUAUUUAUAUCAUGAUUCAUUUGAAUCUCUCGCUCGCCCUCAAAACUGAGUUUUUAUGAUAAUGUACAUAUUUCAAGAUUGUGUCAAAAAAUGACGUUUGUAAGGUCACCUUUGGUAUUUCAAAUGUUAUUUCAUGAAGUCCAGAGGUUUGGCGUGGGUGUAGCUCAUGGAGAUAUACAGUACUUAUCACAGCAGAAAUGUCAACUACUUUUCAGUGGUGGAGGGGCUGCAUAGUUUAUCAGACCUACAAUUUGACGAAAAAGAAGACAUGCAUGUGGUUCUGCAAACAACACAAAUGUACAAUCUAUUGCGUCAGAAAUCUGCUGACAUUUGUCCUUGUCUAGAGUCUAUCGUUGCUCGCUGUGGCAGCAGAGGACAGUGACUCAUGAGUUCAGGAAGAGGCAACAUCCACAUUUCUCACAGGAUACUUCAGGAAAAACAAGCUGACUGAAAAUGGAUGGCUGGCAAUAGAAACUAGCAGGCAGCACAUGCAUUGACUUCCUCCGUCUUGCAUUUAUGAACAAUUGAAGUGCCAGUGAGGGGAGCAUCACAAAUGCUUUGGAUUGUGAAUAUGAGAAAUGACAGCAGAUGCUGUUCAGCGCAAAAUUAAUUUUCAACUGCAUUUGUCAGAAAGUACAGGAUAUAAAAGUUGAAUCUAAGUUAUGAUCGGAAAAACCUGAAGCUAUAGUAACUGAGAAAAUGUGAAUCGAGAGAUGCAACAGAAGCACAUGCAUAGCUAUUUUUCCAUUGCUUUAAUAUUUCAUACUUGUCCAUUUAACCAGUAGUAUGUUUCUGAUCUAGUAUACCUGGGGCCAUUCAGUAUCCACAAAGGAAAUGAACCAUGCACAUGGUUAAGAUUGUUUGACAAGUUGGUUAAUGUCUGAAUUCUAUUUGAAUGGUUUUUAUAUUUUAUUUUUAGGAUGUGUAAUUUUGUGUUUGAGUUCAUAUUGUCCCCUGAGGAUCUUUAUUUAUGUAGAGGAUGAAUAAAAAAUUAAUUCAAUUGUA